Atta colombica is the source of this 4055-nucleotide messenger RNA. RefSeq names its product MICAL-like protein 1 (gene MICAL-like). Gene Ontology annotation, molecular function: protein binding. The record is from RefSeq and is a predicted model, not a curated record. The transcript has 12 exons. Bases 638 to 3904 code for a protein of 1088 amino acids. NCBI's taxonomy places the organism in Eukaryota, Metazoa, Arthropoda, Insecta, Hymenoptera, Formicidae.
CGCGCCGUGAAUGCGAUUGAACGCGAUGUUACACGCGCGCUAACCUACCGUGUCGUUUCGUUCUCGCGGCGCAUCGCAAGGAAGAAUCGUGCAAUACGCGAGAGCAGGAUAACUUGGUGCGCGCUUGUACGUAGAAACGAAGCGCCAGACCUUGCCGUGUCACGAUCGUCACGGGGCGUCGUCGAGAGGUUGAGGUUGUGAGGUUAGGGACGUCGCCCGUGUGUGCGCCGUUUACGGACAGCGUAGUGUCGCACACUCGCACGCACGCACGCACGCACGCACACACGCAGCCACCUGAAGCAAGCUGUGCUCGUGGACGCCACUGUCAGUUUUACAUUCAACUAGUGGAAGAACCCCGGGGCGAGUACUAAAUGGCGUAACGGCGGCGCUCGUGGACAACGCACGACGGGAAAGAGAGAGAGAGAGAGAGAAAAAGAGAGUGAGAGAGAGGAGCUGGAAGAAAGGCGCGGAGCCUUUGAUUGUCCGUACCGUGACGUAAAGAAGCCAAAGUAUUAUUGAAAAGUCGCAUUAACGAUAUAGAGACCAUAGAGGAGUAGGCCGAGUGAAAGAGAGGUAAUCGCCGUUAGAGGAAGUCUCUCGCAAAGUGUAAAAGAGGAAAAAGGAAGCCAUAAGCACGAUGAGUGAGAGACGUGGUACGAAGGCGCUGGAGCUUUGGUGCCGUCGGAUAACCGACGGUUAUCCGGGUGUAAACGUGCAAAACAUGACCACCUCCUGGAGAGAUGGGCUCGCCUUCUGCGCCAUGAUUCAUCACUUUCGGCCGGACCUCAUCGACUUCAACAGCCUGAACAAGGACGAUGUGUACAGAAACAACGAGCUGGCUUUUAGAACAGCCGAGCAACAUCUUGGAAUUCCCGCACUCCUAGACGCCGAAGACAUGGCGUCCUGCAUGGUGCCCGAUCGAUUGUCCAUUCUCACCUACCUCUCGCAAUUUUAUCAAACUUUCGGAGGAUCUUCACCCAGCCGUCUGGCGACAAACAGAACAACCGAAAGUGCCGACGACAGGAUCGCCCCUGUUCCAGAAUCUCCUAAACAAAAGGUGGGGUCGCGUCUGGGGAUGCGGAGAGAUCCGUGCGCCGCAUGCGGGUUACCGGUCUUCCUGGCGGAGAAGCUGCUGAUAGCGCGCGCUCCUUAUCACCGUACCUGCUUCCGGUGCGCCCGCUGCUGUAACCAGCUGACGCCGGGCAAUUACUACGAGACCGAGGAAGGCCAGUACUGCUGCGAGACGUGUCCGGACGAAGAGGAGACUGAUAGCGUGCACCACAAGUACGCCGAGUCAACGAUGUCCGACACGGAAAGAGAGAAAAAUGAACCGAGAUCGCUUAGCGACGAGGAGAAAACGGAAAGAAAGAGUGUACUGGAGAACGCAGCGGUACCUGAUUUGAUUUCUCAUACGUCGCAAAUGCGCAAGAGCUUCAUGACCAGUCAUCUUCUUUCCGAGAAGUUCGAGUCUACCGUAAAGGAUACAUUCGCGAGCACGAAAAGCGACUUGGAUCAUCGUCAGGAAACAAAUAGCAGGAUCGACUCGGCAUUCCCAGACGACGACGAGAACGAGGAGGAGGAGGAAGAGGAGGAGGAGGAAGAGGAGGAAUCCCACAGCUCCGUAACGGAUUCCCCAGAUAUGGAGGAGUCCAACAUUGAGCGAUACGAUGUACAUAGCGCGUUAAAUAGCUUAGAUAUUAGGAGCGACAAGGAUCAGCGAUCGACUGCCAUUUCAUUCCAUGACAUAGGUAAGCAGAGAAAAGAGGAUAAUACCAAAGAGUCGCCAGGAUGCGCCGGUGAACGUGCCAAUCCCGAAACAAGAUUGUCAUUGGUUCAGAAGAGACUUCAAAUGUUUGAGAAUCGGGACAAAAGGGAUCACGUCGAUAGAACGGAUCAAAGUAACAAAAGAAAUCCAGUGGCUCAGGAUAUCACAAUGGUUCAAGGCGACUCCUGGGACCUGUCACCGGAUGUUCUCCCAAUGAAUGAGGAAGAACGACCGGAAAAGAGGCUCGAGGAAGACUCAAUAAUUAAAAAUACUGAUAAACAUAAAGACAGUUUCGAGGAUGUCGGCAAACAGCAAAAAGAAGACUCGAAGAUUACAAAUAACGAGGAGAACUUUUCUAAAGACUUUGUACGAGUGAAUAACGAAGAUCGUCUUAAUAAAGAUAAACCGCAAGAGGAUAGCGCAAAAGUUCGAAGUAUUGAAAAACGAAAAGACAACUUUACGAAGAUUGAGAAUGAACGAAUCGAAAACAAUAAGAUGGAUGAAGAGCAUUACGAGAAUGCCAUGGGAAGCAGAGUGCUAACCGCGAAAGGCAUCAAUUUAAGUGACAAUGAGAAUUAUCCAGAAGACUUGAAUCCCUUCAAGAGCGACGAAGAAGAUAACGCAGAGAAGGGUAAACCACGGACUGUGAUAAACAGCUCUAAAAGCAAUAAAGUGUCGACUAAUCCAUUCGACAGUGAAAAUAAGGAUAUCGAAGAGCCAGAACCGCCAAAACCGGCGAUAAGAAAUAAACCGGAGAAUCGAGGAACGUCUGUGACAAAGCGGGUCCUCGCGGCGCCACAAAUUAAUCUUAAUCCAUUCUGGAGCGACGAAGAAGAGGAACACGGUAGCGACGAGGAAAACCGAGAUAGAACGCCAUCUGGAAAUGUGCCUAUACCGAAACCGCGUACCAUUAAGACUACUCCCGAAGUAAAUGUUGUACGGAGAGUCGACUUAGAUCGUGGAGGCUUGUACGCAUCUAAUAGUUCCUUAACCAGCUCCGAAUCAACUAUAACUCCCGGUGGAACAUAUAGGAAGAAAAAACCUGCGCCGCAACCACCAGUCGCAAAAGAAUUGUUUCCGUCUAAUCAGCAAUCGCCUAUACUCAAAUCGCAUAAUAGCACAUUACCGUCGUAUCACGAUUCAUCACCUCGCACAACGCCACGAGCUCGAAAAACCAAGCCGGCUCCUCCACCGCCAAUGCCAACCAGCACACCUCGUAAUAUAUCGAUCGGCAAAGGAUUAAGUUUAGAUGAGUCUCCCAUAAUCAAACUUCGUGACGAUGAUCGUAAUUUGAAUAUGUGGGAAGAUCAGAAGACAAACAAAGACGAGGCGAAUCGAAACAGGCAGAGUUUGAGCAGUAUCUCGUGCACUGAUAGUUCCUCUUAUAUGUCUUAUACUGACAAAAGCGUGCAAGGAAAGUGGAAGAGGAAAAAGGGCCCCGCCCCACCGCGUCCAAUUCCACAUAGAAGAAAGAUUAAAGUAAUCUCUAUGAAAGACGUGAAAUUGGAAUUAGAUGAAAUAGAAUUGCAACAGCAAGGCUUAGAAAGACAAGGCGUGCGAUUGGAACAGUUGAUACGAGAUAAAUGUGAAUCCGGACCUCGAACAGACGAUUCAUCGCUCGGUACAGAUGUGGAGGAAUUGGUUUUAGAAUUAUUCGCAUUAGUAAAUGAAAAAAAUGAACUAUUCAGAAGACAGGCUGAAUUGAUGUUACUACGGAGGCAACAAAGAUUAGAAGAGGAACAUGUUGAAGUAGAAUAUCAAAUACGAUGUCUCAUGUGCCAACCAGAAGCUACUAAAACGGAUUUCGAUAAACAAAGAGAAGAAGCAUUGAUACAAAGGUUAGUAGAAAUUGUAGAGAGGAGAAAUGAAAUUGUCGAAUGCUUAGAAAUGGAUCGUCGAAGAGAAGUAGAAGAGGAUAAAAGCAUAAAUAAACAUAUGGGUUUAUUCGCUGCGAGAAAUAAAAACGAGCUAGCAAACAAAGGCAACGAUUCUUCUAAUGCAGAGAAAACGAAAAAAGGAAAAACAAAGGAGAAAGUAAAAGAAAAGAAGUUGAAAAAGGCCACAAAAAAAGAUGCCGACAAGGAUGUGGAUGAGACUGAGGUGAAACUCAAACGCCAUGGCAAAAGAAAAUGGUUUUGAGUUGCGAUAGUGUUAACAGUUAACGAUUACGAUAGAUGUAGAAAAUAUUUCAUAUUUAAUACUUUUAUAUAUAUUUUUAACACCUGUUAUUUAUAUAUAUAGGAAUUUAUGCUAAGAUUAUUAAUAAAAUCUCCCAUUUAAUUGCUCCUAA